UUAAUCAAGCGUUUGAAAAUGCGACAUUAAAACUUUGAAACCAAGAAAUUAUUUGACAUUGAGUUUUUUUCUGGCUUUAACUUUCGGUUUAAAAAAUGGAAAGUCAAGCGACCAACCUACCAGCUGUAUGGAGUGAUGACACGAGAAUGUCUGUGUUAUUUGCACCAUUCAGAGAGAAAUCAUUAAAUCCCUCAUCAUGGAAACAAAAAAUGUCAUUUUGGUCGCAGUUAAUUUUGGAUGAAAGCCGAUGCAGUCUUACUUCCAUAAUUGAUUUAAAUUCUUUACAGAUAAAAUUUUCAAGGGAUCGAAAAGUCCCACUUUGCCUUGAUGUUGUGUUAGAAGAUCUUUUAAGAUCAAAUACUAUUAAAAUGUUGUCAAACUCAGGAUCAUCACCAGUAAAGCAGAGACCAUCAUGGCUUACUUGGGGAUAUGAUACAUUUCUGAAGACACCAGUAAAAUGGGGUAUUAACUACAUGUCUUCCAGUCAAACAGAAUCCAAAGAUACAAAGUACAUUGUUAUAGAAGUUUUACAUAGAAAAUGUGAUCAGAUUGUACAAGAUCAUCAGUGUGGUUUGUAUUGUGAAGUCACAGACUCUGUAAUAGAAUAUAGUCAGUUGUGGAAGAAAAGUCAGUCAUUAUGUGGAAAUGAAACAGAAUUUGACAUUAUCCUGGAGGAACUUGUCAAACAGAGGAAAGUAACAGUACAUCAUGAAAACACACACACUAUCAUUAAAUUUGUUAACAAAGGAGACAAAACAGUUAAACCUGUGUCUAAAAGGGAUAUGGAGAUUUUCAGAAUAAAAAUGACAAGAGAUAUGUUAACAGAUAAAGUUGAUUCUUUGACAUCUGAUAUUGACAAAUUAAAGAAAGAAGCUCUUAGAUUAAAGAAAACUAGUAAAACUCAGGCAUUAAGGUGUUUAAGACAAAAGAAAAUUAUAGAAAGCAGAAUAGAUAAAUUAACAGGAUCUUUGGAUAUAUUAGACAAUAUUUUAAACCAGAUAUCACAUUCUGUGUCAGAUGAAAUGGUUGUGAAAGCAUUAGAAUCAGGGAACCAUGUACUGAAAUCAUUGACAGGGAAAACAUCAACAGACCACAUUGCAAAUGUAAUGGAUGAACUAGCUGAGGUAUUAGAACAGCAAGCAGAGAUACAAGACCAGAUUUGUUCUGGACCUUCAGGUCUUGACAUUAGUAGGGAAGAACUAGAGGCAGAAUUAGAAGAUAUCAUGAGAGACGAAGUAAAGGAGAAAGAUUCAGAAUUAUUGAUAGAUGACAUAAUUAGUGGAUUAACAGAUUUACAUUUACCUACAGUUCCAUCAGCUACUACAGAUAAGCCUGUAUCACCAUUCCAGACUCCAGAAGGAGUUCCUUCUACAGGAAUUACAGCAUCUGUAUCACCGCAAAAGUUUUCAAUUACUCCAGGAACAUCACCACAAAAAUUACCCAGUCCAAACAGAACACCAAAGUCACCACAGAUAUCAGAAAGUAACUUGCAUAAGCAAUCCCCUAUGGUAGAUGGUAUAAACACGGGUGAAAUUGAUUUAUCAUUAGAACUGCCAGAUGUUCCAACUUUUAUACCUAAUGUUAAUACCAAUAAAAAGGAAGCAUGUCUAGAUUCAUGACAAAUUGAGGAUGUUUUUUUUAACUUUCUAAUCUAUUUGAAAUAUAGAAUAAACUACAAAGAAAUGGUUAUGUUGUCUUUCGUACAAAAUGGGUGCUGUAUAAUUUUACAUUUUAUAUGUUGGAUAACUUAAACUAUGAAAUUUCAAAGCUAGAGCAAUGUAGUAUUUUUAUCAUGUAAUAUAAUAAACUAAUGUUGCCCGAGUGAUGUUUAUCUGAUUUAUGAUGUAAAUACAGAGAAAAUUCUAUUUUCUGCACAUUUUGUUUUAAUUGAAUUUAUGAAUUAUUUUAUUUAUGAUUUUUAUCAUAUACAUGUAUUCUUAUGUUUUUAUGGAUGUGAAAAAUUAAUAAAAGUAUUUUAUUGUUA
This is a messenger RNA of Mytilus trossulus (common blue mussel), 1984 nucleotides long. Its product is annotated as charged multivesicular body protein 7-like. The record is from RefSeq and is a predicted model, not a curated record. Bases 96 to 1619 code for a protein of 507 amino acids. Gene Ontology annotation, biological process: late endosome to vacuole transport via multivesicular body sorting pathway; vesicle budding from membrane. NCBI's taxonomy places the organism in Eukaryota, Metazoa, Mollusca, Bivalvia, Mytilida, Mytilidae. The transcript has 10 exons. Gene Ontology annotation, cellular component: multivesicular body; ESCRT III complex.